CUUGGAGACGGACGGACUGUUUUCAAACCCACAGCAAUACAACUGGAAAACAGACGUCAGGCUAAUACAGCUACUGUUCAUGUCCCAAUCAUUUCAGGAAAAUUACUCUUUAUAUUCACGUUGUUCAUAUUCAUGGAUGAACACGAAUGAACAAGCGGAAAACAAAACGCAUUGGAAAAGGUAGGCAGAAAGAGCAUGAUGAGCGUGCUGGGCCGUAGCUGUCGUAGCUAGUCACACGGUGGGUGGGAGGGGAGGGAGACCAUCCGCACCACCAGCAACACUGCACCAUGGCGAAACCCGGGGCCGACAGAGAUGGAUCCAUGGUGGACAAACCGACUGGGAAGAAGAGCAAAGAUAAGAUUUCCCUCUUCACCAAGACUCCGAAGCUUGACCGCAGUGAGUUUCUGGGGGGGAAGGAAGGGAAACCACCCAAGUCUAUCAUGAAACGCAAACUGUCCUUCACCGUGAGCCCUCCUCGCAACAAGGAGAGAGAAUCAGACACAGAUGAGUCAGACCCAGGCCAGUCCACUGAGUCCUGGGGAGAGUCUGAAGGGAGGUUAGUGACUCCCUGCAGGAUGUGUUUAGCAGAUAAAGAUGGCCCGGAUAAGAAGAAAGUCAAGAAGGAGUCUGGGGGGAGUAAGAAGGCCCCGGUUAAUCUCCUGUUUGGCUACCCGCUGUCGGAACGCAAGCAGAUGGCCCUCCUGAUGCAGAUGACCGCAAGGGACAACAGCCCAGACUCGACACCUAGCCACCCGUCCCAGGCCCCCCCGGUGCAGAAGAAGCUCCCCAGCAGCACGGCCUCCAGAGCGAGGGACAAGGUGAACAAGAGGAACGAGCGUGGCGAGACGCCGCUACACAUGGCCGCCAUACGAGGCGAUGCCAAGCAUGUCAAGGAGAUCAUCAGCCUGGGAGCUGAUGUCAACGUCAAAGACUUCGCAGGCUGGACCCCUCUUCACGAGGCAUGUAACCUCGGUUACUACGACGUGGCCAAGGUUCUGAUCGCGGCCGGCGCAGAAGUCAACACCCAGGGUCUGGACGACGACACGCCGCUCCACGAUGCCUCCAGUAGUGGACAUACAGAUAUUGUGAAGCUGCUGCUGAGACAUGGAGGCAAUGCGUUCCAGGCCAACAAGAGAGGGGAGCGGCCCGUGGACAUCGCUGAUUCCCACGAGCUGGAGCUCCUCCUAAAGGGAGAGGUGCCCCUCUCAGACCCAGAGGACAGCUCCUCAGAGUCUGAAGACCCUCCGUCGGUUAACCCCUCAAGUGUGGAUGAUGACAACAUGGAUGACUCGGACAUGGAGAAAGUCUCUGAAGGCAAACGGAGCACCGUGAAGGCCUCACCCCCCAUGUCUGGCCUGGACGAGUAUGAGUUCAAAGACGAGGAGGAAGAAGAAGACCUGAGUAAAGCCCUGAACGACAGACACAUCCUCCGGAGAGAGCUGAGGCAGGAAGAGAAGGAUCAUUUGGCCGUGAAGCAGAGCGGUGAAGGGGACGGGAGCGGCUCAGUCCAGUCCUCUAAGUCUAAGAAGACGAAGACGUCGUCCCGCGUCCUGUAUUGCACCUCGGAUAGUUCCAGUGAUGAGAUGGAGAUGCCGUCAGAGAGAAGGAGCUCUCCGACCUGUUCCCACGGCUCGGAGGGACACAAGGCGUCUGACGCCAGCAGGACUAAGAAAGAGAACCUCACGACUUCCGAAAAGAAAGACAAAGGCAGCAAAGUAAAGAAGAAGAACAAGAGCAAGAGUAAGAACAAGGAGAACCAGGAGGACGGGAAGGAAAACAGCAAAGCUCUGGUGUUCUCCGUAGCCACCGUGUCUGUGUCGGAGACACACACGGACAAGAACAGCCGGGGACUCUGUGGGGACGAAGACUCGUUCAAGAUGUCCUUCAGUCCCAAGGAUGACUCGUCCGUCCACCUCUUCCAUCUGUCUGCCACAGUCAAGUCCCCCAAGCUCAACCACGGCCUGGCCGACAAGCAGCCGUCCUCCAACCCGCUGAAACAGGAGAACGCCAAGAUGACGUGCGUCUCGAUUGCCGAAGGCCCCUGUCCGCCGGAUGGUGUCAAGUACAACCACUACAAACCAGAGUCUGAGUUCUGCACGGAGAGCUCCAGUAGUAAAGGCUGCAAGCACAAGGAGAAGAGCAAGCACCACCAGAAUGACUUCAUCAUGGACGCGGGGGGAGAAGAUGGAGGCUCCAGUCCGUAUAAUAAAGAUGGCGGCGUGGACAUCUCUGAAGGUGGUGCCUUACGGAAGACGGAUAAGGACGGCAAGGUGGUAAAGAAGCACAAGUUAAAACACAAGGUGAAGGACAAGCCCAGGAGGGAGUAUGAGCCAGAGAGGAACCGCCACCGGCAGAAGGAGGGCGGCAGAAAGGACGGCCACAGGAACCUGGAAUUCGACCGGGAGUUCUGGAAAGAGAACUUCUUCAACGAUGACGAACCUUUGCCUCCAGGGAAAAUGGAGAGGGAGGACUGUGGAUCUCCUCAGAAUACCUCAACGUCGGGCAGCUCUCCUGUGAAGGAAGAGAGAAAAGAGACGAAAGAAAAACACCCCUCUAGCAUCAGCAGCAAGGAGAAAAAGCCGAGAAGAGAAGAGGAACGCUUGAAGAAGGAGAGGAAAGAGACCUCAGCUGUCUGUAAAGAGGAGAGGGGGGGUAAGGAUGGGAAGCUCAGUGAGCGUGAGGAAAGGACUGAGUGCCUAAGCUCUGUACGGGUUUCGGUUCCUGAGGAGACGCAGCGUAACUCCACCAGUGUGAAUGACGAACCGGAGGAGAAACCGGUAACGGGGACCACGUCUACAGCUGAUUCAGACCAGCUGGAUGCCUCUGAGAAAUGCCGGCGGGACAAAUACGACAGGAGGCCUUCUGUAAAGGAACGUGAGGUUGACAAGACGGAUAAAAAGCAUCCCGACAGAGAAAAGAAAGUCAAGAUUGAGCACCCUGAGAAAUCAGAGAAUUCACAGAAUUCCAUGGAUCGCUGGAAAGAGAGGGAGAAGGAAAGGAUGGCAUCCCCUGGUGACAAGAACCACAAAGAGAUUGAGAAGCUCAGAGCCUUGUCCUCGACUAAAAAAUACGACGAGAGCAAGGACAAGAAGAGCAAAGACAAGCCAGAUAAGAGGAGUGACAGGGAGAGGCAGGAGAGGGAAUACAACGCGGGAGAACACAAAGACAGGACGAGCUUUGAUAAGAAAGGAAAACCAACUUUAGAGAAAUCCAUGGACCACAGUAAAUCCGAUCGCUCUAAGGAAAAGGAGAAAGACAAAGACUGCGAUAAGAAGAAAAGGGAAAAAUCUAAAGACAGUGCUUUCUCAUCUUCCUCCUCCUCUUCUAACCUGAAGCUCCUUUUGGAGGAGAAGGGCUAUGUGUCUGAAAGUUGCAAGACAUUACCAGCAAAACUACUAAAGACAGAGGACCUCCCAAAGACGCCAGAGAAAGACCGAGACAGGAGAGACAGAGAAUCCAGAGACUCGGACAAGCACCGAGAUCGGGACAAAGACCGUUCCAAGGACCGUUCCAAGGAGGGUAGCAAGGCCAGUAAGACCAAACUCAAUGAGACAGAGACUGACCGAGACAACCGGUCCAAAGCUAAAGCCUCGCCUGCCACUCGGGAAGAGCAGAAGCCCAAAGAGAAACGUCUGGUCAAUGAAGACCUGAGGCAGACCAGCUUCGAACGCAUGCUGAGUCUGAAGGACCAGGAGAUUGAACAGUGGCACCGGAAACACCUAGAAAAGAUCAAACAGAAGGAGCGGGAGAGGAUGAAACAACGGCCUUCCUCUACGACGACAGACACAGGGAAGCUCAAAAGCAAAGCCAAAGCCAAGACUACGUCCUCGUCUUCUGGAGAACUGUGCUUGAGCAAAGAAUUGCUUCGCUCCAAGAGCUCUGAAGGCUCCUCCGACGUUCACUGUCGGGACAGAGACAACCCCCUUAAGGACAGCACCAGCUCCAGGACCAUGUCUCUGGACGGGAAGACACUCUCCUGCCUCAGUGGGAAGCUGAUGGCUGGUAUGGAGAACAGCUUGAGCAGGUCACCCAGGCCAGAAAGCGAGCGGUCGGGUCUUAUGUCCAGGUCCGUGUCUAUGAUCUCUGUGGCCAGCUCUGAAGACUCCUGUCAGGCUACAUUGCUGACACCGAGACCUAUUGAGUACGACUCUGAUAUGACCCUGGAGACCUCCCAGGACUUUCAGCUGCCUUUCCUCCUGUCUUCCUUCCUCUCAUAUCCUGCCGUUCACGACAAAGACGACAACAGUCUUCUAGAAGAGCCGGGGCAAGGUGGCCAGACUCCGCUGCAGAGCAGACACGCUUCCCCCUGCCUUAGGGCUAUUCUGGACGAAGACGCUAACUGUGCGACGGCGUCUGAGUGCAAACCUUUCGAAACUCUGUCCAAGGUCGCCGUGGUGCCUGCUGCUCAACCCAGUGAAGAGUCCACAAGUGUUCAGCCUUUAGAAACCUGUGCGGAUCCGGAGGAGAGCCAGAGUCAAAGUGAUCCAAUUCAGAUGCUUCCGAAUCUUCCUAAUGCAAUAACAGAUGCAGAUCUCAACACUGAGAGCGAAGGGAACACCGCUUCGGGUGUCUAUCGCCCACCUCAAGCGUCCAACGCCAGAGAUCCUCACGUAAAGGACUCCUCAACACUUCAGCAGGCUAGUGUCCAACAGCUAGCUUCGCCAGAACAGAGAGGGUUUUCUUCCACCUCUGAUCCUCUCCUAAUACGGGACGUCCAGUGUAUCCCUGUGGAGACUUCCAGUGCGGCGCCCGAAUGUAGCAUGAAAGACCUGCCCUCUGAGGACAUGACGCCACUGGUGACAUUAUCUUCUCUAUCCUGUCAACUGCCGUUCUCCAGCACCGAAACCACCUCAUCUCUCUCUGCUAGCCAGUCACGGGAAACCUUUCCAAACACCAGUACUGUGACCUCACAGCAGACGAAGACAGAGAUUGAUGGAGAUCUGGUUCUUGAUUCUAAAGAUACAACUCCAGUUGAGAGUGGAGCUAGCAGCGCUGAAAACAGAGCAGCUGUAGAGAGCCUUCAGAGUGCGUUAGGAGCGUCUAGACCCGGAUGGGUGGACAACCCAGUAGCCUCCACCAGCAAACACCCACCACCCAGCGCUAGCUCAGAGGACUCCACGAUGACCACCAGCAAACCCAAGGACUCUCAAGAGGAGAUGGACUCUGACGGGAACAGUAAAGACUGUAAGAAAUCCAGAUUCUCCAGUGACAUUGUGGGUCCUAGCGAUCCUCAGCCGGACAAAAACUAUCCUACUGGCCAGCUUACAUCAUCCACUGUGUUGCGCUGCUCGAGCCCUGAACACAAGGAAGAAGAAGAAGCUUCUGACGCUCCUGAGAAGUGGAGAGGUCUUGAGGCCAUGUCAACAGAAAAGGCUAGCUGUUGGUCUUCAUCAGAGGGCAGUAGUAUGGUCACCAUCCCCGAGGUGAAGUCAGAGCCACGCCACGAUCCUACCUCCGAGGAGAGACCAGAAGGACAGACUCCCUCGAUUGUUGGAUCAGACCAGACCCAGAGUGUUUCUGGACAAAGUUGUAACUUCCAGCAGGGCUCCCGGACAGACCAGAGUGGUAGUAGUGGUAGUUACAGCUGCAGUGGGUUCUCUGCUAGCUCUUCCCCCCAGUCUGGGGACAGAGACUCUGACUCCUCCGGGGCUAAGGCCAAGGUCCUCUCCUUAACCAUGGAAGAGGACCAGGACUUCCAGCAGACCCACCCCAGGAAGAGAAAGAUGCCCAGGUUGUCUACCUUCAACCAGGCUGGAGGCAGCAUGCAGCAGGAGUCUCUGGCGUCCAUCGUUGACUCUCUGAAGCUGGAGGAGAUUCAACCGUACCAGACGGAGAGGGCCAACCCUUACUACGAGUUCCUGCACAUCCGCAAGAAGAUCGAGGAGAAGCGUAAAGUGCUGCUGAGCGUCAUCCCCCAGCCGCCGCAGUAUUACGACGAAUACGUGACUUUUACCGGAUCGUACCUGCUAGACGGGAACCCGCUCAGCAAACUCUGUAUUCCAACUAUAACUCCCCCUCCGUCUCUACCGGACCAACUGAAGGAGAUGUUUAAACAACAGGAAGUCGUUCGUAUGAAGCUACGCUUGCAACACAGCAUUGAACGGGAAAAGUUGAUCGUUUCCAACGAGCAGGAAGUGUUACGAGUCCACUACCGGGCCGCCAGAACGCUAGCCAAUCAGACGCUCCCGUUCAGUGCAUGCACCGUGCUAUUGGACGCGGAAGUGUAUAACAUGCCUCAGGAUGCCCAGGCAAGUGGCAUGAUGUCACGCACCGUAGAAUCAGGUGACCAAGAUGGCAAGACGUCGGUGCGGGAUCGUUUCAACGCCCGCCAGUUCAUGUCCUGGUUACAAGAUGUGGACGACAAGUUUGAUAAACUCAAGACGUGUCUUCUGAUGAGGCAGCAGCACGAGGCAGCAGCUCUUAAUGCUGUCCAGCGUCUCCAUUGGCAGCUGAAACUCCAGGAGCUGGAUCCAGUCGUGUACAAGUCCACCUCCAUCUUCGAGAUAUCCGAGUUCUACAUCCCCCUGGUAGAGGUCAACGACGACUUUGACCUCACGCCCAUAUGACCCGUGACCUUUAGGCUCGGACCGGCAGUCAGGGGACCGAUGAUUAGGAAGGAUCAUCUAGUGGCCUAUCUACCGGUGAUGAAGAGAUGAAGGGAUGGAAACCGUGAGGCACUUGGAACAUAGAUAUGUGUAGAGAGCACCACUAGUGUGUGUGUGUGUGUGUGUGUGUGUGUGAGCAGCACUUCUCGACAUGUGGCUGUUUUACCACUGAGCUCCUAUGGUAGACACCACAGACCUCCCUCCCUCCUACACCAAGAGGCCUGGCCUUAUCCUCCCUAGUGGCACAUUGACUGCUUAUUCUGUUCUGGACAGGCCUGGAGCUCCACCAAGGCUCGGGGGCCCAGACCAUUCACUCACCCCAGGGGCCAGGGCCCGAGGCUGGGUAAAGGUUGGGGCAGCGCCAGGUGCUGCUGUCUGCUGAGAGGAGAGCGCGCCAGAGAGAGACCAAGCAUGGAUACUAUUCCCUAUAUAGGGCACUAUGUGAAGUGUAUAGAAAAUAGGGUGCCAUUGCUGAUGUUCCUUAUGGAGUCGACCAUAUCUCUGCACCUCCUGAUGUUCCCUAUGGAGUCGACCAUAUCUCUACACCUCCUGAUGUUUCCCUAUGGGGUCGACCAUCUCUCUGCACCUCCUGAUGUUUCCCUAUGGAGUCGACCAUCUCUCUACACCUCCUGAUGUUUCCCUAUGGGGUCGACCAUCUCUCUACACCUCCUGAUGUUUCCCUAUGGAGUCGACCAUCUCUCUGCCCUCUACACCUCCUGAUGUUCCCUAUGGAGUCGACCAUAUCUCUGCCCUCUACACCUCCUGAUGUUCCCUAUGGAGUCGACCAUCUCUCUGCCCUCUACACCUCCUGAUGUUCCUUAUGGAGUCGACCAUAUCUCUGCACCUCCUGAUGUUCCCCUAUGGAGUCGACCAUCUCUCUGCCCUCUACACCUCCUGAUGUUCCCUAUGGAGUCGACCAUCUCUCUGCCCUCUACACCUCCUGAUGUUCCUUAUGGAGUCGACCAUCACUCUGCCCUCUACACCUCCUGAUGUUUCCCUAUGGGGUCGACCAUCUCUCUGCACCUCCUGAUGUUUCCCUAUGGAGUCGACCAUCUCUCUACACCUCCUGAUGUUUCCCUAUGGGGUCGACCAUCUCUCUACACCUCCUGAUGUUUCCCUAUGGAGUCGACCAUAUCUCUGCCCUCUACACCUCCUGAUGUUUCCCUAUGGAGUCGACCAUCUCUCUGCCCUCUACACCUCCUGAUGUUCCCUAUGGAGUCGACCAUCUCUCUGCCCUCUACACCUCCUGAUGUUCCUUAUGGAGUCGACCAUAUCUCUGCACCUCCUGAUGUUCCCCUAUGGAGUCGACCAUCUCUCUGCCCUCUACACCUCCUGAUGUUCCCUAUGGAGUCGACCAUCUCUCUGCCCUCUACACCUCCUGAUGUUCCUUAUGGAGUCGACCAUCACUCUGCCCUCUACACCUCCUGAUGUUCCCUAUCGAGUUGACCAUCCCUCUGCCCUCUACACCUCCUGAUGUUCCCUAUGGAGUCGACCAUCUCUCUGCCCUCUACACCUCCUGAUGUUCCCUAUGGAGUCGACCAUCCCUCUGCCCUCUACACCUCCUGAUGUUCCCUAUGGAGUCGACCAUCUCUCUGCCCUCUACACCUCCUGAUGUUCCCUAUGGAGUCGACCAUCUCUCUGCCCUCUACACCUCCUGAUGUUCCCCUAUGGAGUCGACCAUCUCUCUGCCCUCUACACCUCCGGAUGUUCCCCUAUGGAGUCGACCAUAUCUCUACACCUCCUGAUGUUCCCCUAUGGAGUCACCCAUUCCUCGGCACCUCCCUCGUCGAGCAGGGUUACAAAACAACAGGAGAAGGAGAAGGAAAAAAAAACCCAUUUCAAUUCCACUUUUGUUUUUAAGUGUUUAUUACAUCGUACACAGACUUUCUUUUUUAACUUAUUUUCUACAGACAGAUUGUGCAUUUGUAAAUAACCCAUGUAAUGAUGGUUUGAAACUUGUACAGAAAAAAUUGCUAAUAAAUAUUUUGAUUGUAAAAAAA
Messenger RNA from Oncorhynchus mykiss (rainbow trout), 8605 nucleotides. Its product is annotated as ankyrin repeat domain-containing protein 12. Gene Ontology annotation, cellular component: nucleoplasm. The record is from RefSeq and is a predicted model, not a curated record. Gene Ontology annotation, molecular function: protein binding. Lineage: Eukaryota; Metazoa; Chordata; Actinopteri; Salmoniformes; Salmonidae.